Molecule: messenger RNA, 1844 nt
Organism: Ilex paraguariensis (yerba mate)
Lineage: Eukaryota; Viridiplantae; Streptophyta; Magnoliopsida; Aquifoliales; Aquifoliaceae
Source: the annotation of a GenBank genome assembly
GAAACACCCACUCUUUUCCUCCUCUAACCUCUUCUUCAUCCAACAACUGUAGCCUCUUCCCAGCUUCCAACGAUCACCAAUCACAACUUCCUAUAGGACGGAAAUAAAACGGGCCUUAGAUACAAUGAGGGGUGGCCCAGUUCAGAUCAAUUGGCACGACACCAAACCCGUUUUAACCCUAGAUUUUCACCCUCAAUCUGGAAUCCUAGCCACCGGUGGCGCAGACUACGAUAUCAAGCUGUGGCUCUUAAGUUCAGGAGUAGUAGAAAAGAAAGUGCCUACAGCUUCUUAUCAGAAUAGUCUUUCUUACCAUGGCUCUGCUGUAAAUGUUCUUCGCUUCUCUCCUUCAGGAGAACAACUUGCCUCGGGUGCUGAUGGUGGUGAGAUGAUCAUAUGGAAGUCACACAAUACCGAUGCUGGUCAAGCUUGGAAAGUCCUCAAGACAUUGUCGUUCCACCGUAAGGAUGUGUUGGACCUGGAGUGGUCUCCUGAUGGUGCAUUUCUCAUUUCCGGAUCAGUGGAUAAUUCUUGCAUUAUAUGGGACCUUAACAAGGGCUCUGUCCAUCAGAUCUUAGAUGCUCAUUUCCAUUAUGUUCAAGGUGUGGCAUGGGAUCCACUGGCGAAGUAUGUGGCUUCACUAAGUUCAGAUAGAACCUGUCGGGUUUAUGUCAACAAGCCUCAAACUAAAACAAAAAUGAUUGAGAAAAUGAAUUAUGUUUGUCAGCAUGUCAUUACAAAGGUGGAUCCUCAAAUGGUGGAUGCGUCCAAGUCUGCUAAAAACCAUCUUUUUCAUGAUGAGACAUUACCAUCUUUCUUCCGAAGAUUAACCUGGUCACCUGAUGGAUCAUUUUUACUUGUGCCAGCAGGUUCUUACAAACUUUCACCUUCAUCUGAUCCAGUAAACACAACUUAUGUUAUUUCCAGAAAGGAUCUUUCAAGGCCUGCUCUGUUGCUUCCUGGUGCCAGCAAACCUGUUGUUGUAGUACGCUUCUGCCCUGUGGCUUUUAGCCUGCGGGGAUCAACCUCAUCUGCAUUUUUCAAGCUGCCUUAUCGCCUUGUUUUUGCAGUGGCAACGUUGAACUCUUUGUAUGUCUAUGAUACAGAGAGUGUUCAACCGGUUGCAAUUUUAGCUGGACUUCAUUAUGCAGCCGUUAGUGACAUUGCAUGGUCACCGGCUGGUAGAUAUCUAGCAGUGUCCUCUCAAGAUGGUUACUGCACUCUAGUGGAAUUUGAGGAUGAUGAACUGGGAUCACCUGUUCCGUUAUCAGAAGAAAAGAAAGUCAUGGGUGAUGAUAGUAAGAGCCCUGCUCAGAAACCAAAGGAUAUGGAGAUUGAAGCAACUACAAACAGAAAUGACAAUGUUGAUGUGGAAGCAGAAAAUAAGGAAAUGAAACAAGCAACACCAAGUUUAGUGAACACUCCUCUACUGAAUAACCCUGCCAAGAGACGUAUUACUCCGAUGGCCAUUGAUUCACAAUAAUUCUCUUGCCUCAGUAAUACUCCCGUCCUAAUUAGCUUGCUGGCAGAUGUAUUCCUCCAAGAGUUGGUGACUGGGAAGUUUCUCACCUUUGUAAAUUUUCGAUGGUCCACAUAUCAAAAUCCAAUUUCUGAGUUUAUCAACCAUUUGUGGCUUUUCCUCAAAUGAUAGUUUUUUAUGAAGUUUGUAUCAAGAAAAGAAGGCAGAGUAUAUCCUCUCUUCUCUCUAUAUUUUGAAAUUCCUGCUUCUGCAAGGCAAUGUAAAAGCCCGGAUCAGCUAGCUCUCCACCAGUAUCAUUUUAACAGGGCUCCUCAAAGAUUGUCAAUAACUGAUGAUAUUUUUUUAGUUAUUAACAUUUAUCAGUGAA